This is a messenger RNA of Columba livia (rock pigeon), 1837 nucleotides long. RefSeq names its product SUN domain-containing protein 3-like. The coding region runs from base 534 to 1415 and encodes 293 amino acids. Lineage: Eukaryota; Metazoa; Chordata; Aves; Columbiformes; Columbidae. Gene Ontology annotation, cellular component: meiotic nuclear membrane microtubule tethering complex; nuclear envelope. The record is from RefSeq and is a predicted model, not a curated record. The transcript has 7 exons. Gene Ontology annotation, molecular function: protein-membrane adaptor activity.
CUUUCCAGUCUGCAUUUGUCUGCCGUUCUGCCAAGAGAAGGGCCAGAGAUAACCCGGCUGCUAAAGAAACGCUGUGAGAGGGGAGACACACACCCCUGGCAACUGUUGGACUGUAGGGGCACAGGCUGAACUUUCUCUUGAGAGGGUGGAGAACAGGAUCAGCACAAGUGUCCGUUGAAUGCUGGGCAGGAUAAACAGGCGUUUGUUAUGUCUUUCCAUUUCCAGAGAACCUCUCUCCAGCCCCACAGACACAAAGUGUGGACAGAAGUCCUGUUGCAACUCCUGCUCUUAGUCCGGAGUCAAUCUUGAGCCCUUUGUCCCUAAGGAAACAAUCUUUGUCGUGACAAAUCCCCCACUGGUGCAGCUGGUGACACCUCCAGCAGUGACUGGAGCUGGUGCAGGACCAAGCCAAUGCACACGGCAGGAACGCCAGGCUCAAGGGCUGAGUCCAUGCUGCUGCUCUCCAGUCUGCUGCUGAUCUGCACGGGAACCGCCAGCUUCACCAGCCUUUUCUUUAUCUGCUCUGCAGGACGAUGAAGGUUCUCAAGGCAACAACCCUGGUGCUGCUCCUUGGUAUCUUCUCUUUCGGUGUUUACCACUUGGGCCAACUUGGCAAAGAAAGCCUCUGGAGCACCGCAGCACAGUUACAAGACCUGAGCAAAACCCUGUCCCUGCCAGACCAGCUCCAUAAGCUCCAGGAACAGCUUUACCAUCUGCGCUGGAGCACAAAGGAUGUUGCGGAGCAGGCUCUACAGGAAGGCGUGAAGCAGGCAAAGCUCCCAGGCUUUACCGGAUGGGCUGUUCAGGAGAUCAUCAAUCAAGCCCUGGAGAGUCUGGUGGAAAUCCAGGUCCCGAUGCCGGAUUACGCCCUGAAAUCAGCAGGGGCUGCUGUCAUUCAUUCCAGGACUUCUCCAUCCCUCCGGAAUGCCAAAGCCAAACUCUUCUUCUAUUCCCUGCCAUUGAUGGAUUACAUGAGGUCCCCUGAGCUUAUUCUGGAGCCAGAAAAUUUUCCUGGAAACUGCUGGCCCUUCCCAGGAAGUCAGGGUCACGUGUUCAUCAAGCUCUCUGUGCCAGUCAUUCCAAGAGCAGUCACCAUGGACCAUGUCUCAGGGACAGCGUUCCACGGAGAAAGUAUCUCCGGAGCUCCAAAGGACUUUGCUGUCUACGGCUUCAAGGAAGAACACGAGGAGCAGGGAACGUUCCUGGGACAGUUCACUUUCCUGGCGCCACUGAAUCCCAGUCAGACAUUCCAGCUGAAGAACGAGCUCCCUGGGGUCAUGAAUUACAUCAGGCUGCAAGUGCUGAGCAACUGGGGCCACCCGGACUACACCUGCCUGUAUCGGUUCAGGGUGCACGGUGAUCCGCCCAAAGAUGGGGGAGACACAGCAGUUGCAUCUGUCAAUAAAUUCCAUUAAUGUUCACCCAGCCGAGUUCCCGUCUGCUUUGCCUGUGAUGCUGCCUGGUCCUCCCUGAGCUCACUGGAGCUCCCCGUCCUUCUCUAAACCCACCAGCUUAUGAGAGACUUCAGGAGUCCGCAGCAAGAUUGUCCUAAUUAAAAGAAACAGGAAAACUCAGUCACAAAUCUGCAGAAAGCCUGACAUCCACACUCUUGCUGUGACACAGGAACAUCAGCAAGGCCCUGCCUGGACACCAGAGAUUAAAUUAAUGGGCAGUUUGCCUAUGCAAGAAGCAACUAAGGAUCGACUGAGUGGAACCAUCUGUUGUUACCUGUUUUCACAAGAGGCACGUGCUGCUUCAGCUUCCAUCUUUCAGUCUGUUGCCGAUGAGAAAAUGGAAGUGUGGGUUUUUGUGAGAAGGAAACCUUAACUGGAAAGUG